UCGUUCCAAAAUGGCACGUCUUGCGUGAAAUCAACAAAUCGGUCAUCGAUUUAAUGUAUUUUUCUGUUUUGUUUACUUAGUUAGCUUCUCUGACUUUAAAAAUCACACCCUAGUUGACACAGUACUAAUACAAUGAUGAUCAUAGGCAACUUUAUUUUAACUUGUGUUUAGUUCUGGGACUGCAAAAAUGAUUUUACCUGUCAAUAAAAUGUCAUUUAUAUCCUUAAGGAGGCGCUAGUGUAAUAUUUUUAAGUACAAAACUGAAUAAAUAAGUAUCUAAUAGAUGACAGCGGGUGGUCUGGAGUCUGCAUGAAUACGCUUGGCGUUUUCCAAGUUGACUGCAGCUCGCGCAGAGCCACUGGAGGCAGUCGAACAUCACAUCUCGAGCUCAACAGGAGAAGACAACAGCAAAGUCUGCACACAUACAAACAGCCCCAAGUCCGCGCGUACUUCAACACGAGGAUUUCUCUCCGCGUUCAUGGAUACUCCCACAUUCACAUGUCAUCUCCACAGCAUCUUCAGCCAUGAAACGCGCGUAGACUUUAAAUCGCUUCUCCCGCGCGCAGACAAGGACAGAGAGAAGAGACGUGCGUACUGUCCAAACUAACUGCAAAGACGCAGGAUGGCUAAAGAGACCAGAGGGAAAGCGAACCUCCGCAAGCACAGUGCUUCUCACUGGCGCAUGCAGAACAUCGCACAGGAAUCUGUUGACAGCUCGGAUGAUGAGUUUUUUGAUGCCAGAGAGGUGCUGGAGGGGAAGACGGCCAUGCUUUUGGGGAUGAGUCAGUGGAACUCUAAUGAUCUCGUUGAGCAGAUUGAAACAAUGGGACACAUCGACCAAACACAGGAGAGUCUGUACCGUGUAAGGAGGACAAAAUGUAUCCCUCAGACUAGCAUUGACGGCCUAGAGGAAGCUGAGAAAUGUCAAACGCAUGUGCUGGUGUUGGUGGUUCACGGGGGGAACAUUCUGGACCCGGCGGGUGGAGAGCCUGGAGCAAAGACCACAGAUGUAAACACGUUGUCUUCAGUCCUGGAGAAAGUAUCUCAAGCUCAUUUUCAAGCUGCAGCCCAGCAUGUGGUCAUUAAGUUGGUGCCAUGCCCAGCCGUAUGCGCAGAGGCCUUCUGUCUUGUGUCAAAUCUGAACCCAUACAGCUACGAUGAGAGUUGUGUGUCAAGCAGCGUGGACCAUCUACCUCUGGCCGCUUUACCGCUGCUCGCCAUAGCUGCUCCACACUACCAAGAUGCCGUCGCAACCGUGAUCGCCCGAGCCAACCAGGUGUACCACAGAUUUCUGCAGUCUCCAGAGGGACAGGGAUUCACUGGCCAGGUGUGUUUGUUGGGUGACUGCGUGGGAGGUGUGCUGUGUUUCGACGCUCUCUGUUUCAGCAACAGCCCACGACACAGCAGCCCCAUCCAUAGCAGUCGACACAACAGCACAGAGAGCUUAAAGGAUAACCCUGACGUCAGUCCGAGCCUGAGCUCCAGCAAACGCCUUAGCAGGAGCAACAUCGACUUAUCUGCGCCCAGCGAGACCCGCAACAGGAAAACUCCACUCAGCCGCAAACAGAGCGAUUCGUAUGAUGGAGACUCUGGAGGUCAACACCAUCCGUUCCUCAGCAGUCUGAUACAGGACGGAGCAGACUUAAGACCAAACAGCAGCACCAGUUUAGUGCUAAAUCCAGGACGCUUUGACUUUGAAGUGUCGGAUUGUUUUCUGCUGGGUUGUCCUCUUGGAUUGGUGCUGGCCAUGAGACGCACUGUACUUCCUGCUGUCCAGGUGUCUCAGCUCCGGCCAGCAUGUUCGCAGAUCUUCAACCUGUUUUACCCCUCGGACCCAUCGGCGUCCAGACUGGAGCCUUUGCUUCACUCCCAAUUCCACAAACUGCCUCCGUUCCCGGUUCCCCGAUACCAGCGCUACCCUUUGGGAGAUGGACGCUCCAACCUUAUCGCCGAUGAAAUCCCCAGCUACCCUGACGCAUUCCUGCCUGGAAGUGUGGUUCCAGUGGGCGUCCUGCAGCCCUCGUCUCCGCAGACAGAGCGCACCGCAGGUGUACGGGUGGGUGGCGAGGUCCGCAGGUCCAGUUUGACCAGCAUGGACAGUCAAUCAUCAGGCUGCCUGGAGAGCAGGCUGAGCAGCACCAUUGCCAACAUCUCCAGCAGCUGGUGGGGGUCUAAGCGGUUGGAUUAUGCUCUUUACUGCCCAGACGUCCUGACAUCUUUCCCCACGGUGGCUCUGCCUCACCUGUUCCAUGCGUCCUACUGGGAAUCUACUGAUGUUGUCGCCUUCCUUCUGCGACAGGUGAUGCACUGCGAUUAUGUGAAAGCCCAAGAGAUGGACAACUGUGACUCGGCCCCCUUCUCUCCUUCAAGUCCCAGAGAGAAGUGGCUCCGCAGACGUACACACGUCAAACUUAGGAACGUUACUGCAAACCAUAGAGUUAAUGAUGUCAUCGCAACUGAAGAUGGCCACCAGACCCUGGUCGGUCGCUUCAUGUAUGGCCCGCUGGAUAUGGUGACCCUGACAGGGGAAAAGGUCGAUGUGUACGUGAUGACCCAGCCACAGUCAAGUCGCUGGGUGCACUUAGACACAGAGGUGACCAACAGCAGUGGCAGAGUGACCUACACCAUCCCCAAAAGCAAAAAGCUAGCCGUGGGGGUGUACCCCAUUAAAAUGGUCGUCAAGGGCGACCAGACGAGCGGUGAGGCCUUCCUGACGGUUUUGCCUCGGGGGAUGGAGUGUGUCGUCUUUAGCAUCGACGGUUCAUUCGCCGCCAGCGUCUCCAUUAUGGGCAGCGACCCCAAAGUACGGCCUGGAGCUGUGGAUGUGGUCAGGCACUGGCAGGACCUGGGCUACCUGAUCAUAUAUAUUACAGGCCGUCCAGACAUGCAGAAGCAGAGGGUUGUGUCCUGGCUUUCUCAACACAACUUCCCCCAAGGGAUGAUCUUCUUCUCUGAAGGGCUUGUGCAUGACCCACUUCGCCAGAAAACUAUCUUCCUCAGGAACCUGAUGCAAGAGUGUCACAUUAAAAUCAACUGCGCUUACGGCUCCAUGAAGGACAUUUCAGUCUACAGCAUACUGGGCCUCAGCCCCAACCAGAUAUAUAUAGUGGGACGGCCCUCCAAGAAGUACCAGAAUCAGUGCCAGUUCCUGAGUGAGGGCUAUGCGGUUCACCUUUCCUCCCUGCAGUUCAGUCACAGAGCUCGUCCCAAGAAGAGCUCAUCGGUGCGAAUGGUGCUUCGAAAGGGCUCAUUCGGUUUGUCGGCUAAACCAGACUUUCUGUGUAAGCGAACGCACCUUCGCCGCACCAUGUCAGUACAACAGCCUGAUCCACCCAUGACUCCAAACCCUAAACCGGAGCGGGCACAGAGUCAACCUGAGACAGAUAAAGACCAUGGAGGUGGAGGGGGUCCAAGUCAUGCCUUGUGGGCACGGGGGUCCAUGCACCGUGGCGACACCACUCCCUGACCCAUCAAAAACAUUGAAGCAAUGGAAAAAGACAGAUCGGUGGACAGUGCCCAGCAUCUUUACUCCUUCUGCUGAUAUCACACCAUAGAAGAUGAAAAAAAAUCCCACCUGAGCUGUUU
This is a messenger RNA of Danio rerio (zebrafish), 3585 nucleotides long. NCBI's taxonomy places the organism in Eukaryota, Metazoa, Chordata, Actinopteri, Cypriniformes, Danionidae. The record is from RefSeq and is a predicted model, not a curated record.